Molecule: messenger RNA, 2084 nt
Organism: Sesamum indicum (sesame)
Lineage: Eukaryota; Viridiplantae; Streptophyta; Magnoliopsida; Lamiales; Pedaliaceae
Product: Endomembrane protein 70 protein family
Biological process (GO): protein localization to membrane
Cellular component (GO): membrane
Source: RefSeq, a predicted model, not a curated record
GUAUCCCAAUUGCUGAAGCGUUUUCGGUCUCUCAGCUGCGAUUACUUCGGCCCAAAUCCAAUAGCGUUUUUACUCUGGCCACCGGCCAGUACAAGAUUCGUCGGGAACGGUCUCCCGGCCGUCGUUGACCGUUCUUUUACCAGGCUUCAACCCCGCCCGCAACAGGCGCCACCCCCCAAGUCCCACCACCAUCUCCCCAACUCUUCCAUCUUUCCGCCAUUGAAGACUCGAGAUCAGAAACCCUCAAACUGAUUGCAAAUGGGAAUCUUGAAACUGCUUUUUAUAACUAAUCUAAUUCUCCUACUGCCUUUCCAGCUUCAAUCUGCCAACACUUAUAAUGUAGGAGAUCCGGUGCCCCUUUUUGUUAACAAGAUUGGGCCCCUUCAUAAUCCCAGUGAAACAUACCAAUACUAUGAGUUGGCCUUCUGUCAUCCAGAUCAGGUGCUUGAAGAGAAGGAAAAUCUUGGGGAAGUUCUGAACGGUGACAGGUUAGCAAAUGCUUUAUAUGAGUUGGAAUUUGCUGUGAACAAAACUGGUGCAGCUCUUUGCCAGCAGAAGCUCAGUAGCGGUGAGAUUGCAAAUUUCAGGCAUGCUAUAACAUAUAACUUUUACUACCAGAUGUACUAUGACGAUCUUCCCUUGUGGGCAUUCAUUGGAAAAGUUGAAGAAGGAAACUGGACUGAUGACGGUAUGGGGCCAAAGUAUUUCCUGUUUACCCAUGUUCAGUUUGAUGCUCUAUACAAUGGAAACCAAGUCAUAGAAAUCCAUGCCUUCAGUGACCCAAGUCAUGCAAUAGACAUAACAGAAGAUGUUGAUGUCAAAGUUGAUUUCACUUAUUCUGUGUCCUGGAAACGGACCCCUAGACCAUACAAGAACCGAAUGGACAGAUACUCGGCAGCUUCCUUACUGCCUAUACUUCAAAAAACUCAUUGGUUCUCUUUUGUUAAUUCGAUUGUUAUAGUAAUUCUGCUUAUGGGACUGCUUACCGUGCUUUUCAUGCGGCAUCUCAAGAAUGACAUAAGAAAGUGGUCGAUUGGAGAUGAAGAUGAGGAGAAAGAGGUUGGUUGGAAAUACAUUCAUGGGGAUGUAUUCAGGUGCCCGACAAACCUGCCAUUGUUUUCUGCCAUUUUGGGUAGUGGCACCCAAUUGUUGAGCAUGGUUCUCAUCUUAUUUGUUUUGGCAUUUCUGGGAGUCUUCCAUCCUUACAGCCGUGGCACUCUCUCAAGUUCUAUACUCAUUUCUUACAUUCUUACAACAGCCAUCGCUGGCUAUAGCUCUGCUUCUUUUUGCAAUCAAUAUGCUGAAACUGGAUGGGAAAGAAGUGCUCUUCUAGCAGGAAUACUCUUCUUAGGUCCUUUUCUCUUGACGGCAUUCUUCCUCAAUAUACUGGCUUCAUAUUUUCGUGUGACCACAGCGCUUCCUCUUGGAACAAUGCUUCUCAUUUUUCUCAUAUUUACACUUGUUGCAAUUCCGUUACUCAUCCUUGGUGGAGUGGUUGGACACCGCUACAAGUCCCAUCUCCAAUCGUUUCCCAUUACCAAAAAAUGUCCAAGGGAGAUUCCGUCAUUGUCUUGGUAUCGAAAAACGCCGGCUCAAAUGUUUCUUGUAGGGAUUUUACCUUUCAGUGCAAUCGCCCUGGAGUUACACAACUUGUGUGCUACUAUGUGGGGCUAUAAAAUCUAUACUUCUCCUGGAAUUUUGUUUGUUACGUUUGUAAUUCUUGCCAUUCUCACUUCUAUGUUGAGUGUUGGCUUGACUUAUCUUCAGCUGGCUGCAGAGGACCACGAAUGGUGGUGGAGGUCUGUACUACGUGGCGGCUCAACAGCAAUAUUUAUGUUCUCCUACUGCACAUACUUCUACUUGAAAUCAAAUAUGAGCGGCAUCCUGCAGACUGCCUUCUUUUUCGGCUACAGCGCCUGCAUGUGCUAUGCCUUCUUCCUGAUGCUUGGAACAGUAAGUUUUCAAGCUUCUUUGCUGUUUGUUGGGCGCAUAUACCAUGCUGUCAAGAGCGAGUGAACUUGCUGUUGUAUGUGCAUCAAAGAUAAAUUGUAGAAACAGUUGAAAGUAUGACCAACCACCAUUUU